GGCGCUGCUGGGCCCCGCUCAGAGAGCCCUCUACAGGGACGUCAUGCAGGAGAACUACGAGGCGGUGACCUCGCUGGGUAAGGGCGUCCUGGCCCCUCGGGGAUUAGGAGCCGUGGGGUCUGCGUGUCCGACACGGGUCAGGUUCUUCCCUGCUCAGGUGGCCUGGACAGGAAUGGGUUCCAUGGGCACAGCUGCCGGGGGAGAGCGACUUGCAUCUCCAUACCCUGUGCAGUGAGACCAGGGUGUCAAACCCUAAUGAAUGUGCUGAGCCCACGUAUAAUGCAAUCACACACAGCGCUGCAGCACCUCCUGCUGGCCGGUCCAAGAAUUAGCUCUUGAAGCUCUGGAACCUCCUCCUCCCGCAGUGUCCCACUUACUAUUUCCUGACUUUCCCCUCUCCACCAUUCCAGGCCCUGCAUCCCUCCCAGAUGGCAGCCUCCCUUUCCACAGGGUUUCCCGUUCCCAAACCUGAGCUGAUCGCCCGGCUGGAAAGAGGGGAAGAGCCCUGGGUGCCCGACCUCCAGGCUGGGGAGGAAAGAGAGAUCCGGAGAGGCACCUGCACAGGUGAUGAGACAGCGAGUGUAAAGGAGGAAGAGAAUGCCCAUCAGGAAGUUCCAGGGGAAAUGGAAUCACAGGGGACCUCUGUGGGACGAGCUAAAGGGAAUUUUUCUCUCUGCUGGGAACAAGGAGAAGCCUUUUUGAACUGGCCCCGCUCAGAGAGGCUGCUGGGAAACUACUCAGAGAGGCAAGUGGAGGAAUCUAUUAAAUGUGAGGGAGGAGACAAGGAUCCCACGGCCCAGCACAUAAAUGCCAAGGGAGAGAAACCCUUCCAGUGCCUGCAGUGUGGGAAAGGCUUCAUUCUGAGCUCACACCUUGUGACACUUGGGACAAUCCCUUCUGGAGAGAAACCCCUUCAAUGCUUGGACCGUGGAGAAAGCUUCAGUCACUGCUCAGACCUUAAUCACCAAGGGAGAAGCCACACAGGAGAGGAUCCCUAUCGAUGCCUGGAUUGCGGGAACUGUUUGAAUUGGACGUUGACACCAGUUACACACCAGAUGAGCCACACAGGAGAGAGACCCUAUAAGUGCUUAGACUGUGGGAAAAGUUUCAAAUGGAGGUCAGACAUUAUUAGACAUCAGGCAGUCCACACAGGAGAGAGACCCCAUAAAUGCUUAAACUGUGGGAAAGGUUUCAAAUGGAGGGCAGACCUUGUUAGACAUCAGCCAGUCCAUACGGGCGAGAGACCCCAUAAAUGCUUAGACUGUGGGAAAUGUUUCAUACAGAAAUCAAUUCUGAUAAAUCAUCAGAGACUCCACACUGGAGAGAGACCCCACAAGUGCUUGGACUGUGGAAAAAGUUUCAUACAGAGAUCAACUCUUAUGAAUCAUCAAAAGGUCCACAUGGGGGAGAGACCCCACAAAUACGUGGACGGUGAGAAAAGUUACACACAGAGUUCAACCCUUAUUAAGCAUCAGGGAAUGCACACAGCAGAGAGACCCUACAAGUGUUUGGAAUGUGGAAAAUGUUUCACGCUGAGAUCAUCUCUUAGAAAUCAUCAAACUAUCCACAAUGGGGAGAAACCCCAUAAAUGCUUGGACUGUGGGAAAAAGUUUGCACGAAGGUCAGACCUUGUUAGACAUCUGGCAAGACACACAGGAGAGAGACCCCACAAAUGCUUAGACUGUGGGAAAAGGUUUAUGCGGAGGUCAGAUCUUGUUACUCAUCAGACAAUCCACACAGGAGAGAGACCCCACCAGUGCUUGUACUGUGAGAAAAAAUUCAGGGUCAAGUCAGCCCUUAUUUCACAUCAGACAGUCCACACAGGAGAGAGACCCCACAAGUGCUUAGACUGUGGAAAAAGUUUCAUAUGGAGGUCAGACCUUGUUAAACAUCAGAAAUUGCACUCAAGAGCGAGACCCCAUCAGUGCUUAAAAUGUGGAAAGUGUUUCGUAUGGAGGUCAGACCUUGUUAGGCAUCAGAGAAUCCACACAGGAGAGAAACCCCAUAAAUGCAUGGACUGUGGGAAAUGUUUCAUACAGAGAUCUACUCUUAUAAAUCAUCAGAGACUCCACACUGGGGAGAGACCCUAUACAUGCUUGGACUGUGGAAAAAGUUUCAUACAGAAGGCACACCUCAUUUUACAUGGAAGAAUUCACACAGGAUCUAAAAUCCUGUGACACUAGCCAAGAAAGGGUUAAACAACUUGCCAACUGAUUUAUCCCGACUCAUCCGUUAGAGACAUGUUAGAUGUGUGUGUAAACGGUAAUUAGGUUCCAGUCCACAUUAGAUAAGCUAGACCUUUGAAAUAUAAACUUUUGUUGUUAAAGAACUGGAGGAACAUAGUACUUGUAAUAGCCUAUGUUUACUUACAUCUUGUUAGAGCUUAACACUGUAUUCAGACUGUUCCUGUCUAGGGCUGCAUUCUCUUCAUUCAGAGAUCAAAAGGAAAUAGUUAACAUAUAGAUAACUAGAAUAUUGUCCCACUGUUGCUCGGGUCCUUAAUUAAUUGUUUUUUUGGAAAAUAAAAUGCAAAUGUCCAUG
This is a messenger RNA of Pelodiscus sinensis (Chinese soft-shelled turtle), 2541 nucleotides long. The record is from RefSeq and is a predicted model, not a curated record. Lineage: Eukaryota; Metazoa; Chordata; Testudines; Trionychidae.